Molecule: messenger RNA, 1041 nt
Organism: Fibroporia radiculosa
Lineage: Eukaryota; Fungi; Basidiomycota; Agaricomycetes; Polyporales; Fibroporiaceae
Exons: 12
Coding region: 1-1041 (346 amino acids)
Source: RefSeq, a predicted model, not a curated record
AUGUCGACUCCCACCACUAAUCUCAAUGCGCCUGCCUAUGUAUAUAUCCGCGUUGCUGCACUGUCCGUCGCAACCUGGGACUACAUCAUGACCCUGCCCGCCGAGUAUCGCUUUUACAAGAGCCAGAAAUCGUGGAAACCGUGGAAGUGGACCAUAGGCUGCAUCCUAUUUAUACUCAUUCGAACCAUUAAUAUUGCACGACGUGAACCAUGGAUCCUGUGGUUUCUACCUUCCAUAUUUAUCGUAGUCACUGCGGGAGAGUGGUUUACUAAUCUAUAUUCUAAGAGACCCAUUCAGAACGAGCUUCGCAAUUGUACAGAUAGCAAUGAAACUCACCCCGUGACAACGUGGCUUUAUUACGUUAUUGCGAUUUGCUACGACUGUAUAACCCUCUGUAUAUCGACUUAUUAUCUGCUGCGGUAUUAUUCCCCUUCUAUCCCUUCAAGCAGAGUAGCGCGCCUUGUGAAAGUGAUGAUCUAUGAUGGUAUUGGUUAUUUCGUGAUACUUACAGGGACGAAUGUCUUGAACCUUGUCAUAUUUAAUGUUGCGAAUGGCUUCACACAGUCAUCUGGGUUGAGCAAGUUUAGGAAUAGCACUUACUUGGAUUAUGAGCCAGAGAAUUCUUUUACAUCUUCGCGGCGAGUAUUCCAAAGCUCGCUUCCUGUCUUUCCUUCUUAUCUUUCACAAACAGAUGUCGCUGCGGACCAGCAUCGCUCUACACAUGUGAUCACAGAACCAUUCCGUACAGCGCAGUCCGUGUCCCACGCGAUGCGUUCCCAAUUCGUGGCCAAACGCCGGAUCGACGAAGAGUUUGGCGUCACCACUGACCGCCCUGCGCAGCGCCCGCGCUCCCUUAACGACCUCAUUGACCUGAGUGACGUCAAUCUUGCAGUGCAAGUGCAGGUUGAGCGGAGUAUUAUGGUGGACUGUGAUUCCAGCACGCACGACCACGAGUCGGUCGAAGUACCGCGGGUUAAAUGGACGGCGGAGCUACCGCCUUCCAAUAAUGUUAAGACAAAUUCAGAUGAGGCCCCUUCGUGA